Messenger RNA from Metschnikowia bicuspidata var. bicuspidata NRRL YB-4993, 1908 nucleotides. RefSeq names its product esterase/lipase family protein. The transcript has 2 exons. Bases 1 to 1908 code for a protein of 635 amino acids. NCBI's taxonomy places the organism in Eukaryota, Fungi, Ascomycota, Pichiomycetes, Serinales, Metschnikowiaceae. Gene Ontology annotation, molecular function: triacylglycerol lipase activity. The record is from RefSeq and is a predicted model, not a curated record. Gene Ontology annotation, biological process: lipid metabolic process.
AUGAGUAAAAGUCCCACGCCACCACCGGAGGUACUGCACAGGGAGCCCGGAGACAGUCCCCGGUGUGCUCCCGAGACCAGGCCUGCAGAAGAUGACUUUGCCGCAUAUUCUGGCGCCGCCAACAACGCCAACAUUGAGCGGCACUAUACCAAGGAGGACGCCGAGUCGCUCGUGGGUGGACAGGAGGUUUCUGUGGGCGAUGGAACGACCGAAAACGGCCACUCCAGCGCGGCACACGGGCACGAGUUUUUUGGGCAGAAGGUGUUUCUGUUCUCGCUUCCUUUUGGCGGGCUCUCUUCGAUUCGGCUGGGGCUCAAGUUGCCGUUUGUGCACAGAGACGAGGACCCCGAAAUCGAGGAUCUCCGGCUCCGCUUGGAACGGCAGCAAUCGGUCACCACGGUGGACGAGGCCCGUUUUUUCUCGUCACAGAAGGGCACGGACGACGUGCGGUUCCGUGCAAUGAAGCAGCUGAUCAAAGAAAACAUCUCGGACUUCUUGCCCGAGUUUAUCGUCAAGAACAAAAAGCCCUACGAGGCAGUUUAUAGCGAGAUCUCGGGUCCCAUCGUGGUGUUGGGCGGGUACCGGGGCCUGAUUCUCCGCGAAACCGCCACGGGCAAGCGUGCGUGGGUGCCCUUAAAGGCAGGGCUCAACUUGCGCAAAAUCAGGCUUCUUUUGGGCCCGCUGCCGGAGGACGAGUUGCGGGCUACCGACCUCAUUUACCCGGACGGCAUCUUGAAGAACAUUGGGCCCUUCGACAUCUGCAAGCGGUUCCUCAAAAAGCUCGACAACGGCAAGACGACCAUCACGGAGUUUGGCUACGACUGGCGGCUCAGCCUCGACAUCACCAGCCCGCAGUUGGUGGACUGUCUAGACAAAAUUUACAAGGACACGGGCAGCAAGCCCAUCGUCAUUGCACAUUCCAUGGGCGGGCUUGUGGCACAUGGCGCCAUGCAGCAGCGGCCCGACUUGUUCCGCGGGCUUGUCUACGUGGGUGUUCCCAGCGAGUGCUUCAAUAUCUUGGGGCCCCUUCGGUACGGCGAUCUGGUGAUGUUCUCCGACCGCAUCUUGACGUUCGAGACCAACUUCAUGAUGCGCUCGUCGUUUGCAUUUCUUCCGAUGUCGGGCCGCGUGUUUUCCAAUGCGGACACGGGCGAGCUGUACGACUUGGACUACUUUGACCCGGAGACCUGGGUGGAGUACAACUUGAACCCGCUUGUUUCGUCUGCACGCAGGGCACACGAGCUGGGGACAAAGGAAGCCAGCCCGGGGCUCACGCUGAUAGAAACCGUGGUGGCCGAACACCAUCCGGUAGAGGAAAUGCUGGCCCUGUCAUCGCCCAUCGGCUCCAUCGGCUCUCGCAUCAAGCAGAUCCAAACGGGCAUCAACCGUAAAGGCAAGAUCACGUUGCUCACCAACCUGCAGAUGCAGAAGCGGCACAAGACCGGGCGGCUCAAUCCGGCUAGCCCGGUUGACGAGCUCAUGGAGGACAAGUUCUCUUUCUCGUUCUCCGAGGCCUACAACUACUUGAGCGACACUUUGGCCCGCGCCAAGAAAUUCCUCAUGGGGCUCGAGUACGACGGCCGUUUGGCGCAGAAAUACCCGCCGCUUGCGGUUGUGUAUGGCGACAAGGUGCCGUCUGUCCGCGGCUCGUAUGUGAAAAGCCGCCAGGACAUCAAGGAUGGAAACUACUAUCAUUUCUACUACGGGCACGGCGACGGCGUGGUGCACCAGAAGUGGUUGAUGCCCGAAAACAAGGGCUUUGAAAUGCACGACCCGGAGACGGGCAAGGGCCACAUCGUGGGCAAGUUUUCUUCAAGUGCAGGCCACGUGAAUUUGAUGAGCGACUUCGAGGCCAUGGCGGGUGCGCUUAGCGCCAUCAUGGUGGCUGAGAAGAACUGGCAUAAGUAG